AUGCCUGAGUCGGAUGCCGACAAAUUCAGCGAUGCUUCGGAUGCGUUGCAAAUCAACGAGGAAAUCGCAGAAAUUCGUAAAGUCAAAUUUCCCGAAUUUUGGAAAUCUCGACCGGCGCUCUGGUUCGCCCAAAUCGAGGCCCAAUUCCUCGUUCACAACAUUCGAUCCGAUCAGACCAAAUUCAAUAAACUCGUUUGUGAACUAGACUAUUCCAUUCUUGAACAAGUCGCCGAUAUCAUCGAGUCCCCACCCGAAAAAGAUCGCUACAACACGAUUAAAACACGUCUCAUCAAACAGUUUACUGAAUCCGAAGGCAAACGACUUCGAAAAUUGCUAAAUGAUGUCGAACUGGGUGAUCAAAGACCAUCCGGUUUGCUGCGCAAAAUGAAACUGCUCGCAGGAGAUAAAGUUGGAUCCGAACUGUUACAAUCGAUAUGGAUGCAACGGCUUCCCGAAAACAUCCGCGCUAUUCUUGCCUCGAUGGACAGCACCGAUAACGACAAACUCGCUGAGAUCGCUGACAAGAUUUUAGAUGCUCGUGAACCCCAAAUCGAAUCUGUUCAGCAGCUUUCCACGAAUACUUUUAAUGAUCUAAACUCAUUGAAAGAGGAAAUCCGAUCGCUGCGUGCAGAAAUACAAAACCUCAAACGUGAUCGAAGCUUUCAAUUUCACGAAUCUCGAAAUCGUAAUCGCAGUUCGUCGCAAAGCAGACAAAAAUCGAGGUCAGCAUGUCGGCCAUACAAAUGGAUUUUCCAAAUUGCUGAUGUCGCCUGUCCGAUACUGGGAGCCGAUUUUUUAAAACAACAUGGACUGUUAGUCGAUGUAUUAAACAAACGUCUCAUUGACACCACGACAAAACUUGGAACGUCUUGUGUUGUCAAAAGAACGACCCACAGUGGAAUUUUCACCGUUCACAACGACUCCCCGUAUCACCAACUACUGAAACAAUUUCCUAGUAUAACGAACCCGAGCUUAAUUAACAAAUAG
Molecule: messenger RNA, 987 nt
Organism: Hermetia illucens (black soldier fly)
Lineage: Eukaryota; Metazoa; Arthropoda; Insecta; Diptera; Stratiomyidae
Exons: 1
Coding region: 1-987 (328 amino acids)
Source: RefSeq, a predicted model, not a curated record